AUGAAUAUGGCUCCUUUAUGCAGCAUUAUUCCGGAAUAUGUAUUGCUGAACAUUGUUGAAAACAGACUGGCACCACAGCAUGUCAUUAAUCGGUGCCAAUCCACCAUUGAAAAAACCAAGCAACUUCAGGAUAUUCGUAUUCGUCACGGGCAGAGUAUUACAGGCGCUCAGCAGCAACAAACCCCCCAAGGUAUUAUCCCACCUUAUAUCCUAGAAUCAAUUGCUCGAAAUGCCAGGACAGAGCAACAACGCGAGGCGGCCCACCACACACUUGCACAUAGUGCUAAACAUCGAACAGUAGCAGGGCCUGUACGUCAACUAAACCGUACAGUGUACAAUGCGCAAAAUUCCCGUGAUGAUCCGCCUCCACGCGACAAGAUUUUGCUUAAGGAAGGUGGUGAACUUCUCACCGAGGAGGAAGAUCCGACUAAUAACGCAAAUGAGUGCUAUGUUGGCCUUGAGAAGAUUUACAACUUCUAUUUCCAUUUCUUUCAGCGAAACUCAAUUAAUAACAAGGGCAUGAAGCUCGAGGCCUUUGUGCAUGCUGGGGACCUCUACAACGCCUUCUGGGACGGCAGCGUGUUAGUCUUCGGUGAUGGAGAUGGAAUAAUCUUUGAUGGCUUCACAGAUGAACUCGAUGUCAUUGGCCAUGAGUUCACUCAUGGCGUGGUGCAGUAUAUGAGCCCACUUGAAUACAAAUUCCAGAGUGGCGCCCUCAAUGAGUCCCUUGCUGAUGUCUUUGGUAUUAUGAUUAAACAAUGGGGCGAAGAUCCAAAGUCUCCUCAGACUGUUGACCAAGCGAACUGGCUUAUUGGGGAGGGACUCUGGGCUCAUAGUGUCAAUGGCCGGGCUCUCCGUGACAUGAAAAAUCCUGGAACAGCUUACGACGAUGCUAAAGUGGGAAAAGAUCCUCAGCCCGCGCACUGGAAGGAUUUUAAGAGACUUGGUGAGGAUGAGGAUGCAGGCGGUGUCCACAUCAACUCCGGCAUCCCAAAUAGAGCUUUUUGCCUUGCUGCUACUAUGAUUGGCGGUUAUGCUUGGGAAGGUCCUGGUCCCAUCUGGUACCGCGCUCUGACUAGUGGUAAGCUUCGCCACAAACGUGCUACGUUCAAAGAUUUUGCAGACCUUACUAUUGAAAAUGCUGGAGCGCAUGUCGAUAAGGUCAGAGAGGCGUGGAAGCUUGUUGGAUACCCAUUCCCCGAGAAGAAGAAUGAGCUAUAA
This is a messenger RNA of Aspergillus novofumigatus IBT 16806, 1221 nucleotides long. Its product is annotated as thermolysin metallopeptidase. The transcript has a single exon. Bases 1 to 1221 code for a protein of 406 amino acids. Gene Ontology annotation, biological process: proteolysis. Gene Ontology annotation, molecular function: metalloendopeptidase activity. The record is from RefSeq and is a predicted model, not a curated record. NCBI's taxonomy places the organism in Eukaryota, Fungi, Ascomycota, Eurotiomycetes, Eurotiales, Aspergillaceae.